Molecule: messenger RNA, 2126 nt
Organism: Closterium sp. NIES-67
Lineage: Eukaryota; Viridiplantae; Streptophyta; Zygnematophyceae; Desmidiales; Closteriaceae
Source: the annotation of a GenBank genome assembly
UAGGGGAAGGGGAAGGGGAAUGAGAAGGCGAAGGGAAAGGGGAAGGGGAAGGGGAAGGGAAAGAGGGCACGGGAGGAGGAGGAGGAGGACGAGGAGGACAAUGAGGAGGAAGUCCGCGGACCAUGGGAUCUCGGCGUGGGAGAGGGGGGAGGGUUUGGGGGGGGGUCGGCGGAGGAGGAGGACGACGACGAGGACGACGAGGACGAGGAGGACAAUGAGGAAGAGGAGGAGGAGGCCGAGGAGGAGGACAAGGAGGAUUCGGGGGAGGAGGAGGAGGAGGAGGAGGAGGAGGAGGAGGAGGAGGAGGAGGAGGAGGAGGAGGAGGAGGAGGAGGAGGAAGAGGAGGAGGAGGAGGACGAUGAGUAGGGGGAGGAGAAGGGGUAGGAGGAGGGGUAGGUGGAUGAGGAGGAGGAUGGGUAGCUCAUUGGAGGCUCAAUCCCUGUUAUUUGACAUCUCCUUUUGUCGCCCUCUACUUUUCUCACCAUCUCUCAUUCCUUAAAAAAAAACAUUUAUUCUCACUUUCUCUCCUUCCCAGUCCAUUCCGCUCCAAGCCUUUUCAUUCUCGUGUCUGUCUACUGCUUUUUUCUUGUCCACCUCACAUCAUCCCCACCCUUUCCCUCCUCCCCUUGUUUGUGCACACCGUCUCUCUCCUCCAUCUCCUCUUGCUUGCUCCCCCCAUUCCUCCCCAACUCCUGUAUGUAUAUAUCACGAACGCCGUAAUUUUGAACCUUGCCACCCAUCCAUUCCCUGCUAUUGGUAUAAUAUAAGGCUGCCAUUUUGCUUCUGUUGUAUUUUAUGAGUACCCUCCUUGCUACCAUUCGUUUCCCUGCGAACUUGAUUUUUCUACCAUGCGCUUAUCUACCACGCGCCUCAUUCGUUGUGUUCAUCAUCACAGACUACUUCAUUACAAUCAGCUCACUGGCUCAAUGCCCGCUGCAAUUGGCAACCUUUCAAACCUGGAACAACUGUAUGUAAGGAGUAUUUUCUGCGCUGCAAUCUCGUCCCCUCCAUUUCUCCCCUCCUUCCCUCACUUUGUAGCCCUCUUUUUUUUUCUCUCCUCUCCAGCCCACGUACAAGUAACCUCUCUAAUGAAUGGGGUUAGACAUGGGCAGCAUGCCAAGCCAAGCUCGGGCCGACCCGGCUCGACUCGCCAAUAAGGCGAGUCGAGCCGGGUCGAGCCGGUCGAGCCGCGCGGCUCGGCUCGACUCGUCACAAAUUUCAUGGCGAGCCACAGUUGAGCCGGCUCGACUCUGGCUCGAAUUUGGCUCGACUCCCGAAGUGCGCAGCUCGCCAGCGGGGGGUCAAAAUUCGAAGUCGAAAAUCCAUUUCAGGUUUUCGACUUCCAGCGAGCCUAAGCGUGCAUCUAGGCUAUUUCGCCACCAUAGCUUGCCCUCACUCCACCAACACCACUUCUUUACAUUAUUUUCGUCUACCUUUUACUCUUGUAGGAAGGAUCUAAGGGUUUAGGGACCUUUUCCUAAGAGCGCCAAGAUUCAAAAUUGCGGUUUUCGUAAUAUACGGUCCGUAAAUUACGACCGUUUUUUACGGGCAGUUUGGGAAAAACACGGCAUAAUUUUAAUAGAGCACAUAUUUUGUUUUUUCCAAGGGAGAAUGGCUCCUAUGCGGCUCAAACGUCAAGUGAAUGCUUCUUUAUGUGGCAGCUACAAACACGAUCUAGAGAGGUGUGACGUCCGGGACCCCUAUUUCCCCCUAUUCCCUACCUCCUCCUCCUACUCCUCCUCCUCCUCCUCCUCCUCCUCCGCCGCCUCCUCCUAUUCCGCCUCGUCAUCCUCAGCCGCUCCCUCCUCCUCUGUUUUGUAACUUGCGCGAAACCACCCUCCUGGGCGUGAAAAGAACCAACGGGUUCUUUCGUAACGGCCCAGCAAAAUUUCGAAAAACGCGGGACUCGGGUUUCGGGAGAAUUCUCGCUUCAGGAAAGCGUUGACUUUGUACAUUUGGGGGUGUGCAUGUAUCCUCACCCCCAGAAUUCUGAUACAAAACUCGACAUUGUGAAUGUACACCUUAGGUUUAGAAAAAACGGCAGGAAAAAACGGCCUUUUUUAAAACCAACGCAAAAGAGGUGAUUUCGAACCGUCAUAUUCGUAUUAUACGGCCGUAAAUUACGG